This is a messenger RNA of Osmerus eperlanus (European smelt), 2013 nucleotides long. It is a transcript of the gene ppwd1, whose product is annotated as peptidylprolyl isomerase domain and WD repeat containing 1. The transcript has 11 exons. Lineage: Eukaryota; Metazoa; Chordata; Actinopteri; Osmeriformes; Osmeridae. The coding region runs from base 42 to 1922 and encodes 626 amino acids. Gene Ontology annotation, molecular function: peptidyl-prolyl cis-trans isomerase activity; protein binding. The record is from RefSeq and is a predicted model, not a curated record. Gene Ontology annotation, biological process: protein peptidyl-prolyl isomerization.
GAGCCCGCCAGUACGUGUACGGAAACAAUAUUAGAGAAACAAUGGCAGCCUCCACGGAUAGUGCGGAGCUGAAGCGAAAACUUGGCGAUAAUGAGGGAGAAGGUGGAGAUGCAGAGGAAGAAGAAUGGGUUGGGCCCAUGCCAGAGGAAGCAACCCAGUCAAAAAAGAGAAAAGUGCUUGAAUAUGAACGCGUCUACCUGGACAACUUGCCGUCAGCUGCCAUGUAUGAACGAAGCUACAUGCACAGAGACGUUAUCACGCACAUUGUUUGCUCCAAGACAGACUUUAUCAUCACAGCUAGUCAAGAUGGCCACGUGAAGUUUUGGAAAAAAAAGGAGGAUCAUGGAAUAGAGUUCGUCAAACACUUUCGCAGCCAUCUGGGUGUCAUAGAAUGUAUUUCUGUCAGCGCUGAGGGAGCCCUCUUCUGUUCAGUGGGCGACGACCAAGCCAUGAAAGUAUUCGACGUCGUCAACUUCGACAUGAUCAACAUGCUGAAACUGGGCUUCCACCCAGGUCAGUGUGAGUGGAUCUACAACCCAGGAGACGCCAUCUCCACUGUGGCCUGCUCGGAGAAGACCACAGGGAAGAUCUUUGUCUACGAUGGACGAGGAGACAACGAGCGACUCCACACCUUUGACAAGAUGCACUCCUCUCCGCUGUCCCAGAUCCGCCUGAACGCCCGGUUCAGAGUCAUAGUCUCUGCUGACAAGGCGGGAAUGCUGGAAUACUGGACCGGGCUCCCAAACGAGUUCAAAUUCCCACGGUAUGUGGACUGGGAAUUCAAAACGGACACAGACCUGUACGAAUUCGCCAAACACAAAACCUACCCCACGAGCCUGGCGUUCUCCUACGACGGCAAGAAAAUGGCCACCAUCGCCACGGACCGGAAAGUGAGGAUCUUCCGCUUCCUGACAGGGAAACUGAUGAGGGUGUUUGACGAGUCGCUCACAAUGUUCACAGAGCUCCAACAGAUGAGACAGCAGCUCCCGGACAUGGAGUUCGGCCGGAGGAUGGCGGUGGAGAGGGAGCUGGAGAAGGUGGAUGGGAUCCGGCUGACGAACAUCAUCUUCGACGAGACGGGCCACUUUGUGCUCUAUGGGACCAUGCUGGGAAUCAAGGUCAUCAACCUGGAAACCAACAGGUGUGUGCGGAUCCUCGGGAAGCUGGAGAACAUCCGUGUGGUGAAGCUGAGCCUGUUCCAGGGCAUCGCCAAGGCCUCGCAGGUGGCCCCCACCAUCGAGAUGAAGGCGUCGGACAACCCCGCCCUGCAGAACACCGACCCCGACCCCACCGUCUUCUGCACCGCCUUCAAGAAGAACCGCUUCUACAUGUUCUCCAAACGGGAGCCGGAGGACACGAAGAGUGCCGAGUCGGACCGAGACAUCUUCAACGAGAAACCCUCCAAGGAGGAGGUGAUGGCCGCCACUCAGGCCGAGGGGCCCAAGAGGGUGUCGGACAGCGCCAUCAUCCACACCACCAUGGGAGACAUCCACAUCAAGCUCUUCCCCGUGGAGUGUCCCAAGACGGUGGAGAACUUCUGCGUCCACAGCAGGAACGGUUACUUCAACGGACACAUCUUCCAUCGAGUCAUAAAGGGCUUCAUGAUCCAGACAGGGGACCCCACAGGAACAGGGAUGGGGGGAGAGAGCAUCUGGAGCGGGGAGUUUGAGGACGAGUUCCAUGCCACGCUGCGCCACGACCGGCCCUACACCCUCAGCAUGGCCAACGGAGGCCCCGGCACCAACGGCUCCCAGUUCUUCAUCACGGUCGUUCCCACGCCCUGGUUGGAUAACAAGCACACAGUCUUUGGACGGAGCGCCAAGGGGAUGGAGGUUGUCCAGAGGAUCUCCAACGUCAAAGUCAACCCCAAAACCGACAAACCCUACGAGGACAUCAGCAUCAUCAACAUCACCGUCAAAUGAGCAUGCUCCGUUACCACACUGCAAUGUACAAAUACCUUAUUUUUUUUUAUAUCAGUAAAAGCUUGAGAUGCUCAAGAAAGCAUCGAUCCAU